AUGCCUUAUACAUCUCUUGCUUGUUUCAUUAGGCUGAGGUCGACCAAUACACGAGCAGCACGUCAUCAGCUUAUAAGGAAUAUAAGUCAUCUCACUUUCAAUACAAUACUGUUUACAACUAUUUGGUGCAUUCUAUCUAUCUAUCUAUCUAUCUAUCUAUCUAUCUAUCUAUCUAUCUAUCUAUUUGUUGUGCUUGUUCGUAUCUAUCUACCUAUCCCAUUCUGUUUCAUAUCUAUCUAUCUAUCUAUCUAUCUAUCUAUCUAUCUAUCUAUCUAUCUAUCUAUCUAUCUAUUCCAUUCUAUUUCAUAUCUAUCUAUCUAUCUAUCUAUCUAUCUAUCUAUCUAUCUUCAGCUUGUUCGUAUCUAUCCAUUCCAUUCUGUUUCAGAUCUAUCUAUCUAUCUAUCUAUCUAUCUAUCUAUCUAUCUAUCUAUCUAUCUAUCUCAUCCUUUUUCAUAUCUAUCUAUCUAUCACAUUUUGUGUUUAUGUCUAUCUAUCUCGUUCUUUUCAUAUCUGUCUCUCUGUCUAUCUAUCUAUAACAUUCUAUUCAUAUCUAUCCAAUUCUUUUCAUAUCUAUCUAUCUAUCUAUCUAUCUAUCUAUCUAUCUCAGUCUGUUUGUAUCUAUCUAUCUAUCUAUCUAUCACUUUCUAA
Messenger RNA from Acanthosepion pharaonis, 648 nucleotides. The record is from the annotation of a GenBank genome assembly. Lineage: Eukaryota; Metazoa; Mollusca; Cephalopoda; Sepiida; Sepiidae.